Molecule: messenger RNA, 3234 nt
Organism: Hippocampus zosterae (dwarf seahorse)
Lineage: Eukaryota; Metazoa; Chordata; Actinopteri; Syngnathiformes; Syngnathidae
Product: protein Wnt-5a-like
Exons: 5
Coding region: 758-1894 (378 amino acids)
Biological process (GO): cell fate commitment; multicellular organism development; neuron differentiation
Cellular component (GO): extracellular region
Molecular function (GO): frizzled binding; cytokine activity
Source: RefSeq, a predicted model, not a curated record
CCUCGCCGCUUUCUCUCUUAGUUUGUUUGUUCGUUUUGAUUUUUUGUUUACUCCUUGUAACAGCAGCGCGCGCGCCAGCCCCACCGUUUGGAACGUCGUUGUUAUUCGGUAUUUUGGGGAACACUUUGUGUGUGUGUGUGUGGUGCUAACCUCCAGUGUCGCGCGGCGGAUGACUAUUUGCCACGACUUGGACUCGGGGAUUGUCAGAGUCUGCGUCCUCGCGCAGAAUGGGAGCUAAAGUGACAAGUCGCUCGCGACGUGGAGCAACGCGUGGAUCUUUGCGCAGGUAAAACGCUCAUUGACCAGAGAGCGUGCCCGGCUGGGAUUUAUUCUUUUUUUAAUUUUUCUAAUAUGGGAUGUCCUAAUCGUGUAGAUGCCUUUUUUUCUUCAAAAGUGAAUUUAAACGGCCACUGACUUUUGUCGCUUCAACCCGGUGUGGCGACUUUCCACAUUUUUGAGAAAGAACGGCUCACUUGGACUCAUUAAUUGCCUGAUAGAAGACUUUGUUUAAUUUUGCCGCUUCCCAGUGGUGAGGCGCACGGAGCGCAUCCACUUCUCUUUAUUUUAUUUGGACUGUUUUUGGAGUGUCCGUUGCCGAAGAACUUUCCACUUUAUCUCCGACCCGCGUGUACACCAGAUUGGGAUAAAACGACGAGAGAAAGGAAAUUAAUUUCCCAGUGGACAGCAUUGGGAUUAUUGGUUUGACAUCGUCUGCACAAGUUGGAUUACAUCUUCCAGCUCCCCGAUUGGCGUGACGAUGAAGUUGGGACUAAAUUGUGUGUGUCGGCCGGCCUGCUGGCCCCUGGGCAGCGUGUUGGACUCCAGACACUGCGUCUUUGCACUCACACUCCUCACGCUCCUCAUGCAGGUGGUGGUGGAGGCCAACUCAUGGUGGUCUUUAGCCAUGAACCCGCUGCUGAUCCCCGAGGCCUACAUCAUCGGUGCCCAGCCUCUGUGCAGCCAGUUGGCGGGGCUUUCGCAGGGCCAGAAGAAGCUAUGCCAGCUCUACCAGGACCACAUGCAGUACAUCGGCGAAGGUGCAAAGACGGGCAUCAGAGAGUGUCAGUACCAGUUCAGACAUCGCCGCUGGAACUGCAGCACAGUGGACAACUCUUCCGUCUUUGGACGGGUCAUGCAAAUAGGCAGUCGAGAGACGGCCUUCACCUACGCCAUCAGCGCAGCGGGGGUUGUGAACGCAGUGAGCCGCGCUUGCAGAGAGGGGGAGCUGUCCAGCUGCGGGUGCAGUCGCGCCGCUCGGCCCAAAGACCUGCCGCGAGACUGGCUGUGGGGCGGUUGCGGAGACAACCUCAACUAUGGCUACAGAUUCUCAAAGGAGUUUGUGGAUGCCCGUGAGAGGGAGAAGACCUACCCGAAAGGCUCGCAGGACAGCGCGCGGCUUAUGAUGAAUCUUCACAACAACGAGGCUGGAAGACGGACUGUGUCCGAUCUUGCGCACGUGUCAUGCAAGUGCCACGGGGUCUCGGGCUCUUGCAGCCUUAAGACCUGCUGGCUGCAGCUGGCUGACUUCCGCAAGGUGGGCGACGCCUUGAAGGAGAAGUACGACAGUGCCGCAGCCAUGAAGCUCAACUCUCGCGGGAAGCUGGUGCAGAUGAACAACAAGUUCAACCCCCCUACCAGCCACGACCUGGUGUACAUCGAGUCCAGUCCAGACUACUGCCUGAAGAACCAAAGCACUGGCUCCCUGGGCACAGUGGGGCGUCUUUGCAACAAGACCUCCGAGGGGAUGGAUGGCUGCGAGCUGAUGUGCUGCGGUCGCGGUUAUGACCAGUUCAAGGCCCAGUUAGUGGAGCGUUGCCACUGCAAGUUCCACUGGUGCUGCUAUGUCAAGUGCAAGCGUUGCACCAAAAUCGUAGACCAAUUCGUCUGCAAGUGAGACUCGAGCUGCAAGCGAAGGAGUCCAAGACGGAGAGCGAAUGGAAGAGAGAAACUAUAUAAAUGAUAUUUAUAGAGUUAAACAACUAUGCCAUUGCAAAAAAAGACUUGACUUUUUUUAUUCUCCCCCCCUCCCCAAGUAAAUCACGUUAUCAGGAACUGAGAGUAUCAUGAAAUAUUUAUUUUAAAAUUGUUUUAUUUUGGCCCAGCUGAUUUUAAGCCCUACAAGUGCCUCAAUUGGCUGGAAACACCUCUUCCUAACGAUUGAAUUUGUUCUGGAAUUUUUAUCUUUUGUGACAUUUCUCUGAUGGAUCACAAAAUGGGACCACGCUUUCCAUUUUCUAAGAAAAAGUAGUGUGAUACUUGACGCGCGGUUGACUUCAAAGUCCUGUUUUGUUGUACGGCUGCGUUGACAGGAGAAUGCCUGCGUGUUGUAUGGAUGGAUGUGUUUUCAUGGGCCCCUUCCCAAACCAGCUCUCGCAUCCCCAAUCCCAACUUCUCAACUCAUGGAGCAGGAUGGAUCGCGUUCGUUUGUGUGAGUCCAGAGAGGAAAAAUGGGUUCAGACAAAGGACGUUUUGGGGGGGCUGGGCUAUUUAUUAAGCUGUCCCGAAAGCCCAAGCGAUCCGCAGGUGCUGCAGAAGCCCUCCACCAUGAUGCACUUUUGAAAUACAGAGGCUUAAACUUAGUCUGUAUGUCUUUUCAGCUGUUUUUUUUUUUUUAAUACUGCAGUGCAUCACUUAAUGUAUCCAUAUUAUAGCCAACACUGUCUUCCAUAUUAAAUCAGCUUAUUCAAUUACCAUAGUCUACAAUACAUAACCUGGUUUGGAUAUAUAUGGGCAAGUCUUUGAUUACAUUGGUGAAAUAGUUCUGUGUAGAUGGUAUAUUCAACCGAUCAGUAAACUGUAUUUAUUUUAUUUUGUUUUUAAACCGGAUCCACCACUAUCGCAGCAAAAUACGACUCCUUUAGUUGGACACUCUGUAUGUGGAAAUCACUUUUAAAAAGUUGUCACUCACUCUCGCGAAUCUUCACAAUUUUUGUAAAGGGAAAUGCACCUUAUAUGUCAACUCAGUUGUUCCUACUCACUCAUGGUCUGUGUUGGUGUUUGACACAUUUUACAUCGGAUGGUCCAAUUCCCAAUCGCCGCAUUUUUUUCAAUACCACUCGUAAAGUCAACUAUCUCCACCGGUCCAACUAAAUUUAUGUAUAUUUAUAAGCUUCCUCUGUCAGUUUGAGGUUUGUUAAAUUUCAUGUGUAACGGCAAAUAUUUUGUGAUAUUUUACAAAUUGGCUAAAUGUUCAACUUUGUUUCAAUAAAUAUAUGAAACCCGACUAUUUACUCA